Messenger RNA from Belonocnema kinseyi, 2252 nucleotides. Its product is annotated as beta-glucuronidase. The coding region runs from base 109 to 2109 and encodes 666 amino acids. Gene Ontology annotation, biological process: carbohydrate metabolic process; glucuronoside catabolic process. The transcript is spliced from 11 exons. Gene Ontology annotation, molecular function: carbohydrate binding; beta-glucuronidase activity. NCBI's taxonomy places the organism in Eukaryota, Metazoa, Arthropoda, Insecta, Hymenoptera, Cynipidae. The record is from RefSeq and is a predicted model, not a curated record.
AUAGGAUAAGUAAGUGAUUCCUAUCUGCGAGUAGUGGCAUACCGUCUCUCGUUGAGCGAACAUUGCACCAGUCGACCGGCUGAUUUCUACAGGAAAGAAUCCAAAGGAAUGUCCUUAACCUUAUUGGCUGCUGUCAGCAUUGUGCUGAUGGCGGAUGCAAGUCCCGAUCCAGAUAUUUCUGGAGGUUCUUCGGAAAUCAACUCUGCAGUAGAAGACCCAUCGCCAACUUUGCUUCCUGGUCUACUGUACCCAAGAGAAAGCGAAUCUCGAGAGGUAAAAUCAUUGGAUGGAAUGUGGGACUUUUUAGUGUCACCCGCAGGACAUGCACUCAAGGGAUAUAAGGAAGCUUGGUAUGCUGAUGAACUUUCUAAAGCUGGUAAAGUUAUGCAAAUGCCAGUGCCUUCGUCUUAUAACGAUAUCACGACUUCUCGAGAACUUAGAGAUCAUGUGGGUGCUGUUUGGUACGAAAGAACCUUUUUUGUACCAGCUUCCUGGCGUGAGCAACGUGUUUUUGUCAGAUUUGGAUCGGUGAAUUAUCUCGCCCAAGUGUGGCUUAACGGUGGGUUGUUAACCAACCACGAGAUGGGACAUUUACCAUUUGAGGCUGAAAUCACCUCUCACCUGAAUUACGGAGGUAAAAACAGAAUUACUGUAGCUGUUGAUAACACCCUUCUUCAGACUAGCGUUCCUCAAGGAAAAAUUGUUGAUACUUCAUCAGAUAAUGGAACCGUGCAUAUACAAAGCUACACUUUUGAUUUCUUCAAUUAUGCCGGAAUACAUAGACCAGUAUUACUACACACAAAACCUCGCGUCUACGUUGAGGAUAUCACCGUAAGCACUGGUCUAAUAGGAGAUAUGGGAGUAGUAAAAUAUAUUAUAAAAACCGCUGGUCUGCGAGAAAAAGAAGUGCCAGUUUGCAGAGUAAUACUCUUAGAUAAAGAGAAUACCUUAGCAAUCAAGGAGCCUAUUUAUUCCAUGCGUGGUACACUAAAAGUUCCUGUCGCUAGGCUCUGGUGGCCUAGAAGUAUGGAUCCAAGCCCCGCAUAUUUGUAUACUCUUGAGGUCACUAUAUCAGUACAGAAUUCUACCAAAGCUGACGUUUAUAGGCUACCAAUUGGCAUCAGAACUCUGGAAUGGACUAAUACCAGCCUUCUUAUAAAUGACAGAAUAGUAUACUUACGUGGUUUCGGAAGACAUGAGGAUUCCGCACUUAGAGGACGUGGUCUUGACUUAGUAACCAUGACCAGAGACUAUGAAUUACUUCAAUGGGUAGGUGCUAAUGCGUACAGAACGAGUCAUUAUCCCUACAGUGACGAAGUUUUAGACAUGGCUGAUAGACUCGGUUUUCUAAUUAUUGACGAAUGUCCAUCAGUGGAUACAGAAAACUUUUCACCAACGUUAUUGCAGCGGCACAAGGAUUCAUUGUCUGAGCUUAUCAGAAGGGACAAAAAUCGUCCAUCUGUUAUCAUGUGGUCUAUCGCUAAUGAACCCAGGACACAAUUACCUGAGGCUGAGAAUUAUUUUAAGGAAGUGGCUCAUCACACUAAGACGUUGGAUCCAUCUCGACCAAUUACUAUAGCUAUCGCGCGUGGAUCUAGUGAGGAUAAAGCUGGUCAAUUUUUGGACAUUAUCAGUUUUAACAGAUAUAACUCUUGGUACCAAAAUACUGGACGAUUGGAUAUGAUUAUUGAGCGAGUUGUAUCAGAAGCUGAAUCAUGGCAUCAUAAGUACAACAAACCAGUCCUCAUGUCCGAAUACGGUGCAGACACUAUGCCCGGUUUACAUGAGCUACCAAAUUAUGUAUGGAGUGAAGAAUAUCAGGCGGAAGUCCUUUCUAAACAUUUUGAAGCUUUUGACAGGCUUAGGAUGAGAGGUUACUUCAUUGGCGAAUUCAUUUGGAAUUUUGCUGAUUUUCGCACAGCACAAACCUACACGAGGGUAGGUGGAAACAAAAAAGGAAUUUUUACGAGAGAUAGGCAACCAAAGAUGGCAGCUCACCUCGUGAGAAGGAGGUAUCAUUCUCUAAAUGUAGAAUUAGACGGAACUGAACUACCUAGUGAUCUCGAAAAUUAUGUUACAUUUUAUUAUUCUCGUCGUAGUGAACUUUAACAGUGAUAAUUGACAUAACUAUGAUAAAUGGUGUAGACUGAAAAAAAAACUUUUUUUCAAAGUGAUAACAAAUUCUUGUCAAAAGUUUGUAUAUUAUAUAAUCAACAAAAACCAAAAUUUUAAUCGAAUAAUACCUGGGGGAA